This is a messenger RNA of Parathielavia appendiculata, 1981 nucleotides long. RefSeq lists its product as uncharacterized. The coding region runs from base 1 to 1530 and encodes 509 amino acids. Lineage: Eukaryota; Fungi; Ascomycota; Sordariomycetes; Sordariales; Chaetomiaceae. The transcript has 5 exons. The record is from RefSeq and is a predicted model, not a curated record.
AUGACAAGAUCAAGGUACACGCCCUCCUAUCCUCAGGGCCCAAGCGCGUACCCUUUUGCCCUAAUCGUCGAUGUCCAUCAUCCGUCAGAUGCCCCGAUAGUCGAUGCGCGUCCUCCUCGGUUUGACGACCCCGAUGCGCUCUACUUUCCCGAACCCCCACCCCCCUACCAACACCCUCCCGAGUAUGAAUCCACGGUCAACCAGUCCGCGGGCGAAAUGCCCGCACAGCCGACGACGCUGCCCAGGAUGGACAUUCGCCCGUCACGCAGGCUCGAGUACCCGCUCAAACAGGAACAUCAUGAAGCCAUCGCGCGCAUGGUCAGCCUCGCACUCGAUAUCCUGGAGCACCAAAUCGGGCAAAUCCGCCAGAUGAGGAAAUGGGUAGACUUUUUCCUCCAGGCGAUUCGUCACUCGUUCCCGCCCAUUGAGGUAGAGAACAUCAAUCGCAAAACUCCUCUUCCAAAGAGGCUCUCUGGGCACAGAUACUAUGGAACCUUUGGCCGGCACGACUGGGUGGCGGCUGCAAAGGGGAGGUGUGUAUCGAAUUGCAGUACGCCGAGCAACGAGAACGUCAUGCUCCAUUGGAAGGCCGCGGAGGCCGGAGUCAUGCAGCUCGAUUACGAGCCGAUUGCAAGCAUGGAAGCAGUAAAGGCCUUCUCUUCUCAGGGCGGCGACAGCCGCAGCCGGCGGCGUGUCACUUCGAAUUACCGAGCCUUACUGGUCGACGGUGCCCUGACGAUAGCCCAUGAACUCGUUCACUGUUUUGUGGGCCUGCUGUCGGGAUACGGGUACCUUACAAAUACGCCUAAGAGUCUCAAACCUCCCGGUCUUUACAAGGAGAAGGACGGUGAGGCAGGAAGAACGUGGGAGCUCCGCGUCCUUGGAGGCUAUGCUGGAUUGUCCAUUGUGCGGGAGAGGGGCGAACAAAUCCCACGGGCACGGAUACGGCUUGAGUGGGACAACAAGGAAAUCGAGGUUGACCCUGAGGCUGUAAGGGCGAUGGUUGAGCGCAACUUCGAGUUUCCUCUCAAGACCAUUGGGAAGUGGGAAACUCGCCAAGGCGCUGGAAAUGGAAGCUCGUUGUUGGGUUCCCUCAGGCUGAGGUGGAGACAUAACUUGACCAAUAUGGAAUCGCAGACGUCUUCGCCGACUAGUACCUCUUCUCCGUCCUCCGGCUCUGGAAAGCCCACCAAGGCUCAGCAAAGCAGCUACCGCUUCGGGAGUUGCGCCGGGGACGGCUGGCGUAAGCGGCCAGAGCCGGACUGGGCGCCGACCUGUCCGUCCCAGACUCCGGAUACCCGAGAGCCACGGCAAUCCGAUAACGCAAAUUGCGGCUCCCACAUCACCCGCUCCGGCGAAGACCCCUUCUCCUGCGGCAAGGAAUCUCGCACCCGCGGUAAGAACUCCAGCGACAAUGAAUCCUCGGCCAUCGACGCCUGCAACAGCUACUCCUGCAACCCCCUCCGGCAGUAUCGCCCCAUCUUCUUGCGGUCGAGAUUCUCGAGACCCUCGGGCGGCUUCUCAGGUUAGCGCCCCCACUGCUACGCCAAAUUCAACACCCGCGGCAGUGUCAUCUGCGCGCGCCGGCCCGCCGCGUCAAGGGAACACAUCGGCGGCUACUUCCGCCACAGCGAACAACAGCGCGAGUCAGCCUGCGGAUGGUGGUCAUCCAGGUCCCCGGCCUGCUGAUAUGCAGAAGGGACUUGCAAAAGACUGAGGAGGUAGAAUCAUGAGCUGAGACCAGCGGACGAGGGCUGUGCGCAUGCAAUAAGGGAUAAGACACAGGAUCGCGACGGAGUCUGGGGUCAAGAAUGAUUUCGAUUGAAUUCUGUAUUUGUAAACGGAUAUAAUCAUUUGAUAAUCAGAAACAGUGAGACUUGGAGGACAGACAAACGCGCUCCCAUACCUUGAGGUGCUAAUCAAGUGCACGCGAAAGCCGGUCAGUUGUCUCCAGCCGCCUCGCUGAAGACGGGAGUGACAA